Molecule: messenger RNA, 793 nt
Organism: Aspergillus alliaceus
Lineage: Eukaryota; Fungi; Ascomycota; Eurotiomycetes; Eurotiales; Aspergillaceae
Product: Rpo12/RPC10 RNA polymerase subunit family protein
Exons: 1
Coding region: 144-665 (173 amino acids)
Biological process (GO): DNA-templated transcription
Cellular component (GO): RNA polymerase II, core complex; RNA polymerase III complex; RNA polymerase I complex
Molecular function (GO): zinc ion binding; DNA binding; DNA-directed RNA polymerase activity
Source: RefSeq, a predicted model, not a curated record
CUAUAUGACAAGGUAAUAAAAACAAAAAUUAAAAAAGCCACAGGUAUUCUAGAAUCCGACCAAACCGCCCAUAUUUUCACACUAACCAAAAUAAGCUAGCGGCAAAUGAUCCAGCCUGACUCAGCAAAAUUAGGUUUGCGCAAAUGAAUAUCCAGAACAAUCCAAAGCUCGUCCCGGCCCCAAAAAACACCGCAAUCAAUCUCCCUCCAGCUCGCAUACUCCCGUCAUUCAAAUCGCGUGACGUUCUCAGUCGCUCGUUUCCAUUCAGUUCACUAUCUCUAAAGACAAAAGUCGACUCAUACCCACCAAACAUGUCUCGCGAAGCUUAUCAGGUUCCUUCCUCUCUGGGCGGACAGAAUACCUUUGGCGACGCCGGUGCUAGCUCUCUGGACGGCCCUAUGGUUGCCUAUCUCUGCGGCGAGUGCAACGCUCGUGUGUCUCUGAAGAGGGGUGACCAGAUCCGCUGCAAGGAGUGUGGCCAUCGUGUGUUGUACAAGGAGCGGACGAAGAGGUGGGGUUUUCUUACUUUUUCUUCCUGUUUGCAGAGUUUUUCGUGGACAUGUUUACUUACUGGGUUUGGUUGUACAGGAUGGUUCAGUUCGAAGCUCGGUGAGGUGGAAACAAACCGGUUGCGCGACGCUGGCUUUUACCUUUUACGAUCGUGAUAUGCAUUUUCAAAGGGCGCUCUGGAGUUUUGAUGGGACGAAAAGAUCGAAUAUGGCGAGGAUUUUAACGGGUCGAACGGCUAGCUUUGACCUGUGAAUCGGCGGAAGGGCCUUGCGUUGAAAGUUUC